GGAGACUGGAUGCAUGAAUGAAUGGCUAAAUAGACGCGAGGUUACUGUCCAAGACUAUGUAGACCUGCAGAAGCAGCACCACAUGAUGGAGAGAUCCGUGGUCGGUCGCUAGAGGGGGAGAUCAGCUGUGCUUGUUGCGAGAGGUGAGGGAAGAGGGCCUGCCACCAUUAAAGAAAGGGGGGAGAUGGACUAGUCGUGGCCACGAUCAAAUGGAGGGGGUCCAAACUAAGUCAUUCUCUCCCCCCAACCUCCACACAAUCCACUGCAAAUUGUUUCUUCCUGCCUGCGAACAUGGCGAUGCUGCAACCACGACAGCCCACACCAGCCGCGUCUUAGUUAAUUUCUUUAUGCAUCACUCUGCUUGAUCCAUUCAUCCUAGCUGGUGUCUUACACGCCACAAUGCCGUCGUCACCAUCUUCUCGGUCCCCGGAGAUCAUGAGCGCCUCGUCUGAUUCCGAGGAAUCCGCGCCUAUGAUCAUCGGCGGCGUCGGGUUCGUCGUGCAGGUGGUCUCGAGGGAUGUCUCCGACGAGCUUCUCGGCAAGUUCGCGGACACCAGCGAGUUCGACUUCGACUACGAGCGCAGCGGCCUCUGGUCGCCGCUGGUGCUACGGCCCGAGGUCCUGCUCCUCGCGCACGCGCAGGCAUCCUCGUCCCGGCGACGGCACCGGCGAUGGCGGUGGCGGAAGAGGAGGAAGAUGCUCUGCUGCUGCUUCUGAUGCGAUAUUCGCUUUGGAUGCUCCAUCUGAAACAGAAUUGCUGUGCUGAUGCUGUGCUUCUGAAGCAGUAUUGCCAUGGCUGAGAGAUGUGUUUGCUCCUGUAGGUAGCUACUAUGGACAUAGGUGUGUAUACGAUGAUCAAAGACCAAAUAAUAGCAAGAUGGCGUGUAUGUAAGUACGUGGUUGAUUUACACUGCUUUGCGUUUGGUCAUGAUCCUGAGAGAGUGAGAAGUACCCACUGUAAUUACUACUGUAUUUUCUGAGAGCUCUACUGUUUGCUCCAAGCGAUAUUGUUGAUUUGUUU
Lolium perenne is the source of this 1021-nucleotide messenger RNA. RefSeq lists its product as uncharacterized. The record is from RefSeq and is a predicted model, not a curated record. Lineage: Eukaryota; Viridiplantae; Streptophyta; Magnoliopsida; Poales; Poaceae.